This is a messenger RNA of Rubroshorea leprosula, 721 nucleotides long. The record is from the annotation of a GenBank genome assembly. Lineage: Eukaryota; Viridiplantae; Streptophyta; Magnoliopsida; Malvales; Dipterocarpaceae.
ACCGCCAUUGAUAUUAGUGAGAGAGCGGACUACUCUAGCGUCUAGACUCAUGGCUAUGGUGGCAACUGGAGUUUGCGCAUAUGCCACCGGUUACUCGCCGGUGUUCCGCCGGGACAGGGAGAUGACAUCUUUUAGGCCAAUAUUACUGAAGCAAAGCCGGACUCCGGCAUUUGCUGUAUCCACGUUGUCGGAGCAGGCAUCAACGGUAACUAAUCCCAAGUCAACGCUUCCUCAGAACAAUGGAAAAUUUCAGGAACAAGAAGCGACGAGAAAUGUUUAUGCCAAUAUGGACGAAUUACCGGAGGAAGACGAAGGUAGGAAGAAGCUCAUGGAUUUCUUUGAGGCCUGCAAAGAGUUUAUCGGAUCCGACGGCGGUCCGCCUCGCUGGUUCUCUCCUUUGGAGUGCGGCUGCAGGGUACCGGAUUCUCCCCUGCUUCUCUUUUUGCCUGGAAUUGAUGGCACCGGACUUGGGCUUCUAAUGCAUCACCGGAAAUUAGGAAAGAUCUUUGACAUUUGGUGCUUGCAUAUUCCAGUCAAGGACAGGACAUCUUUUACAGGUAUCCAAUGAUGAGUGUCUACGUACAUGUACAGUCACAUGUUUGUUAAUACAAAUUUUAGUUUUAAUCUUCUGUUUUUCUUAUGGGAUUCAGGCCUAGUGCAGCUUGUUGAAAGUACAGUUAGGUCAGAGUACUCCAGGUCGCCAAAUAGACCAAUAUAUCUU